UGAUUGGCUGGUGGUGUUACUGAAGCGGUUAUGGCGGAAGCUUGUGUGUAGUUAUGUUCUCUUUGUUAUUAAAUGUGAUUCAAACUUGAAUUAAUCCGUUAAAUGUGAUAAUUUGCGGGUCUAAAAUGGCGACGCUAGUUCUGGACAACGGAGCGUACACGGCGAAGAUCGGAUACAGUCUGGAGAAAGUCAGCAUCAUUCCAAACUGCCAGUUUCGCUCCAAGACGUCCAGAUUAAAAACCUUCACGGCCAACCAGCUGGAUGAGAUCAAAGAUCCUUCAGGUCUCUUCUACAUUCUGCCCUUCCAGAAGGGUUACCUGGUCAACUGGGAUGUCCAGAGGAAAGUGUGGGAUCACCUGUUUGGAAAAGAGAUGUUCAAGGUGGAGUUUGCAGACACCAGCAUCGUCAUCACAGAGCCCUACUUUAACUUCAGCUUGAUUCAGGAGUCGAUGAACGAGAUCCUGUUUGAGGAAUAUCAGUUCCAGUCGGCGCUCCGGAUCAACGCCGGGUCUCUCAGCGCUCAUCACUACUUCCACACCAAACCCACGGAGCUCUGCUGCCUGGUGGUCGACUCCGGAUUCUCCUUCACCCACAUCGCCCCCUACUGCCGGAGCAAGAAGAUGAAGGACGGAAUCCGCAGGAUCAAUGUGGGAGGGAAGCUGCUGACCAACCACCUGAAGGAGAUCAUCUCCUAUCGUCAGCUGCACGUUAUGGAUGAAACUCACGUGAUCAACCAGGUGAAAGAAGACGUCUGUUACGUGUCGCAGCAGUUUUACAAAGACAUGGAGAUCGCACAGAUGAAGGCUGAAGAGAACACUUUGAUGAGGGAUUACGUUCUGCCAGAUUUCAGCUCCAUCAAAAAAGGUUUCUGCAAGCCCAGAGAGGAGAUGGUGUUUAAUGGAAAGUAUAAGACUGGAGAGCAGAUUCUUCGUCUGGCCAACGAACGCUUCGCUGUUCCCGAGAUGCUCUUCCACCCGUCGGACAUCGGCAUCCAGGAGAUGGGGAUCCCUGAAGCCAUCGUUGACUCCAUCCAGUCCCUGCCAGAAGAAAUGCAGCCUCACUUCUACCAGAACAUCGUCCUGACCGGAGGAAACACGCUGUUUCCAGGCUUCAGAGAGCGACUGGAGGCGGAGCUUCGAUCGCUGGCCCCCGCCCACCUUCCUGUGUCGGUGAUCCUACCUGAGAAUCCGGUGUGCUAUUCGUGGGAAGGAGGGAAGCUUCUGGCUCACACCCCCGACUACGACGAGAUGGUGGUGACUCGAGAGGACUACGAGGAGAACGGACACUGUAUCUGUGAAGACAAGUUUGACAUCUGACUGAACUCUUCAUCUGGACAGAUCUGUGCAGCUUUUUUACCUUUUGUAUAUAUUUCAUUUUCAGUCGCACACCAUCAUUUUUCACACCAUUAAGACUGUAGUGGUAACUUCCUUAAAUAAUUUGGUUUAAAGGAACAAAAUAUGUCUUUAAAUUUAAAUUAUUGCGACUCUCUUGGGUGCUCUAUGACCACAGGACACCACCAUUAAAAAAAGCAUCUUUUAAAUGUAAGAAUAAAGACGAAAUGGUAUGGUUUUUUUUUAAUGUACAUGUUGUUUUUUUUAAUUGAAUUUUCCAAAUGUACGAUUGUAGGACUUCACCACAUGACAAGAUCUGAAAUACAAAAUAAAACUGUUGCUUUUUUGUCUUA
This is a messenger RNA of Amphiprion ocellaris (clown anemonefish), 1684 nucleotides long. It is a transcript of the gene actr6, whose product is annotated as actin related protein 6. The coding region runs from base 126 to 1316 and encodes 396 amino acids. The transcript has 11 exons. Gene Ontology annotation, cellular component: Swr1 complex. The record is from RefSeq and is a predicted model, not a curated record. Lineage: Eukaryota; Metazoa; Chordata; Actinopteri; Pomacentridae. Gene Ontology annotation, molecular function: nucleosome binding.